GCGCCACGCAGAUCGUCCAACACGGGGAGCAGCUCCACACCUUUACUGGAUUUGAAUGACAGCAAGAGUGGAUAAACUGAGCGAAAAAAGAAAGGGUCCACACAGGUGAGGCGAGGACAAGGACGUGAUCUGCAUCUCCACCAUCUGUCCAUCAACGAACCAAGUGCCUCGGUGCCGGCCACCCUCAGGUCAACUUAACCACGACGGGCGCCAAACAAUAAAAAGUAUUGACCCGGUGUCCCUUCGAAAGCCUGCACAAAGCAAAUAUUUGAAGGAAUUAUAUCUGAUUUCUCCGGGCAGCUGAAAAGAUCAACAGUGAAGGGUGUCGCUGGAAGACGGAAAGAGAGAAGAAAAAGUGGGGGAGGAAGAAGUAACCCUUACAAAGUGCACCCUGCCUGCUAUUUCUGCUGCGCUGUGGGCAGGGAGCAUCUCAUUUGGGAGUGCUCUUGGCUGACAAAAAAGGACUUCCCUGUUCCCUGCCUGCCUAUCCAAAUGCCUGUAUAAAUACUGCACAGAGAUAUCAAUUUGUCUGGGUUCUAACACUGCCCAACAAAGAGACUGUAAGCUAUCUAUAGCAAGCGUUGCAACAAACUCGGACUCUGUGGUCUCCUGAAUUACUGCUUGUCUAUUACCCCCCAAAAAAGAUUUCAAAGCUGUGAGAACAGGAAUGAGUGCUGCCACGGUUCUCUAAAGCCGUUCCAAGCACUCUGCAGUUUUGAUGUCUGUCAAAGAUUGGUGAAUUAGCAUGAAGCCUCUAACACCAAUCGGCUCCCCCUCUCCUCUGAGGCUCCUCAACAAGGGUCCUGACUACCUGCGCAGGCAGAUCGAUGGUGGAGGCCACGGCCGCUCCACCAGCGCCGUGGAGAGGCUCGAGGCAGACAAAGCCAAAUAUGUUAAGAGCCAGCAGGUGAUCAACACCAAGCAAGAGCCUGUGCUUGUGCCCUGUGCCACCCCACCGCCACAGCCCCGGCGAGCAAUUACCGUCCCAGGCAGCCUGACACCUCACCUUCCUCCACGGCGUUCGUCCAACACACCCUUCUCUACACUAUCUGGCUCCUUAACUUCCAGAGAUGAAAAUGAAAACGAUGACUCCAGAAAGGAGAACAGACGGACUUCUGUUGAUGUUGAGGCACAUAACAGGAGCAAUGUGAGCAAUGGGAUGCCUUCCAGCCCCAGGGGACCUGGAAUUAACACCUUGGUAGCACCACACAGUGCCCCUAUACUCAGAAGGAGUACAGGCAAGCGCAUGCUGAGGCCAGACUCCCUUGUCAUCUACAGGCAGAAGAAAGAGUGCAAAAGCCCGAGCGGUGCUGCAAUGGGCGAAAACAAUAACAUGGAGGUGAAGGGUUACAGUUUUGUCCGCCGCCUCUUCCAGGGUUCCAUGAGAGAGAAGAGUAGCAGAGGUGAGGGCAGAAUCCAGAAGAUGGUGAUCGGGGAGGAGAAAGCUCCGUCGCGGGACGGUGACUCCCGCAUGUCUUGGACCAACGAUAAAGACACUAUGGAUGGGGGACCAGGGAGCAGGAGGUCAAGUAAAACUGACCAAGACCGCAGCCCAGAGUCCAUCCCCAGCCCUGGGUUAAGCUGCACACUUGAACAGACUAAGAAUGGCUUAACCAAUGGCACCAGUGACGGAGUUAACACUGGCAUCACCAACGGCAACCAUGAUGAUGAAAAUGAUCCGUGGAAGCGGGCGUCACCGCCGGCACCCAGAAGGCAGAUUGGACAGUUGCACCGCUCCAAGUCCGACAUGCGUCUGCGCUGCUCGGUGGCGUUAUCGGAGCAGGAGCAUUUCUUUGACUUCUGUGGGUUGGACGUGGACAUGAUAGAGCGUCUGGGACGAGAGAAUUUCCUUUCUGGUGCCAGCUCUAUAGACACGCUCUCAUUGGCGCUCCGCAGUGUGGGCGGGGACGGUUGUGGUGGCUCAGAGCCCAGCGAGUUCUCCCGCCACUCAGGAGAUGGACUGUUUCAGGAGGAGCUGGCUGAGCAGCUUCCCACCGGUGUGUCGAUCAUCGAGAGGAACGCUCGUGUCAUCAAGUGGCUAUAUGGGUGUAAGAAUGCUGCUCGUGAAGGACCCAAAGAGUCGACUGUUUAAUAUAGGGACAAGGAUCCACGUGCCAUGGAGUGCUAAGACUCUGCAGAGUUUGUUCAUUUCUUUUCCAGUAAACAGUGCAGAAGUUGAUAUACACACACGAGAAAGUAACUCUGCAGACGUCUGCGUUAAUGAUCAUUACGUUUCUAUUGAAUUUCAAAAAUAGCCUUCACUAUGGGCUGCGAAUAACCAGGUGCAUUGCUGUAAUGCAGCACAGAAGGAAAAAUGAUAGAAGUUGGUUCUAUUUUUGAGCCUCACGCAGCGGCGCGAGUCAAACAGCCGAGCUUUAUUAGACAAAGCUGCCUUCAAAAUGUGAUUUUACUUUUAAAUUUCAAAUAAGUGUCAAAGGCAGUGGCCUAAGGAUUUUGUUUUAAGAUGCUAAUGUCUGCGUGAAGGAUUAGCAUUCCAUGGCACACAAUUACCUUCAGUCCCCUCACUCCAAAGAGACUGCUUCUUCCAGUUAGAGAACAACAACUGCUCAUAGUUACAUUUCGUCAAAUUGAUAUAUUGUAUUUAUAGAUCCUAUGGAGGCAUCAUGUGAGGAUUGACUGACCUUCCUGGCAAAUGGAGCUGUUUCACUCAGCAGUGUGUUUUGGUAUUUGUGAGUGUGUGUGUGAGUGUGUGUGUGUGUGUGGAGUGGACAUGUUGUCCCGUCCAUUUGUAGCUUCUUUUCAGCUAUUGACAGAACAGAGUCAGAACUGAUUUGACAUCAGCCCCCCGUGACCCCUUAAAAGGCACAUAAGUGUAUGUUUGUCUGACACGAUGGACACGGUUUAGUGUUCUUGACACCAACACUCUCCCUUAAUGACUAAUUUGAAAUGGAAAACCACUAAGCUAUGUUUUUUUCUAAACUGGAAAACUGUUGUGUGAGUGUGAAGUGAACCAUGAGUACCUCAUUCGAAUCUGUCCCAGUUUAGUUUGUGUGUUGCUUUUUUUAAAACUACUUAAACGCAGGCGUUGGAACAAACAUGUGAGGCACCCCUGUGGGGUUAUUAAUGCACUGAACUGGACACAGAGAGCAAAUGAAAGAUAGAAUUAUAGCAUCGACUCUUUCCAGACAUUCAUCUCGUUUGAUGUUAAACACUGAGCUGGAUUCAAAGAAGUAUUUGCAUCCUAGAAAUCAAGGGUUCACACCUGGCCAGUAAUAUUCAUCUCCAUCAUUUAAUUUUUCAAAAACAGUCAAUGUUCAGUAAUAACUUGCGACACAGUCAUUGAUUACCGCAGUCAAUGUUUCGUGCCUGUUCAGUGGUCACUGCGGUGUGAGCUCAUGAGCUGCGAUAAUAAUAAACAGACUGGUAGUAGUCAAUCCUGUGAGAGCCAAACUGGACUUUGACAAGCAAGUUUAAACAAGCGGGGAAUUUUAAUCCCAGUAAAGUAAUUUCAAACCUGUGGAGCAUCUCAUAAAAUAAUAUAUUCACCUCUAAAAGUAAAGGAGCUCACGCUGUCAGACCCUUAAUGCCAAAUGUUUCUGUCACUUUCGCCAUCUGGCAGUUUGCAGAUGUUUGAGCGGCCCCUCCCAGCUCAGUCAGCCCGUUUCCCAUCAAAACAAGCAGGGAGGGUUGAAGCUGCCCUCCUCCCUUGUCUCUCAUAACCACAGAUCCUACCUCACUUCAUCCAUUCUUCAGUGAUUCUCACUUUAUCUCCUGUGAAAGGUCAUUUCCAUUGCUUGCCCUGCGAGGAUGCCACUGAAAUGUGAACCGGGGGGGGGGGGUCUACGGUGGUAUGCGGAGGUUAGACUGAGAGGCCUUGUAGCCUGAGUAUUACUGAACUCAAGGGCACGUUAUAUUUGUACAUGUGAUAAAUUAACACAAUUACUUGCAACCUUGGUGUUAUUUUUCUGUAUUUAUCACGAGCAUGAACACUCCUGAAACUCCUUCCACCUGGACCUUUCUUUUAUUUUUAUUUUAUUUUUAAUCUCCCUGUUAAAAACUGUUUGGUUGCAUGUUUACAAAGUGGCCCCGUAACUUCUGAUCCUCUUUUUUUUUAUUUUUUUUUAAUUUGAUAUAUAUGAGAGAUUUAGUUUUUAUUCCAAAGAGGUUUGUGUAUGAUGCACAGAGCAAAUAAACACAAAUAAGGAAA
Messenger RNA from Stegastes partitus (bicolor damselfish), 4168 nucleotides. It is a transcript of the gene fam110d, whose product is annotated as family with sequence similarity 110 member D. The coding region runs from base 746 to 2092 and encodes 448 amino acids. NCBI's taxonomy places the organism in Eukaryota, Metazoa, Chordata, Actinopteri, Pomacentridae. The record is from RefSeq and is a predicted model, not a curated record. The transcript is spliced from 2 exons.